CUGUUCCUUCGACAAAAUGCCGGGACGCGAUCACAAGAAUUCCCUCACCCUGGAUGUUGACGCGUGUAGUUACACUUCCGUGGGGCGUUCUUCCAUCACCUCCACCCCGGUCAGCCUGGCUAGCGUCGAGAGGACCUGGAACUUCCGCAUCAACUACCCGCCUGAGGAGGGCGGGCGCAGGAAACCCGCGACUAUCGGCACGGUUAUCGUGCUGCUGUUCCUGGUGGUGAUGAUCACGGUGGCCGUCAUGGUGGCGACGGGAGGACAGGACAAGCAGCCGCCGGAGGAGGGGAGCAGGCGAUGUCUGUGCGAUCAGGGGUGUAGCCUUUCCUACGUAGAGACACUCCCUGGCGGCGUGACGUUCCGGCAGAACUCUUCACGUCUGCCGAGGACUUCCGACAGCUGGCUGGAGGUCCUGAGGUCCGCCCAGAGGACGCUAGACAUCGUGUCCUCUUCGUGGGGCCUGCUGGCGGGGAGCGACCCCGUUCAAAACGACACGGACGUCACACAGGGCCAUCGCCUGUGGCAGGAGCUCAUCUCUGCCGGGUCGACCCGCAGCGUCCGGAUAAGGAUCCUGUAUGACGACAGAGUAGCCUCGCCGUCAGAACUCAGCACGUUAGUACGGCGGGGGGUGGCCACGGCCAGGGGGGUCGCUCUGGACAAUCUGCUGAAGAAACAAAGUCGUGUCCAUGGCAACCUGAUUGUGGCGGACGAGAAAACUUUCUACUUGGGAAGCGCCGCCUUUUCCUGGAGAUCUUUGUCACAGAGAAAGAACUUUGGAGUUGUGGUGUCUAACUGCACGUGUUUAGCACGUGACGUGACCCAGGUGUUCUCCAACCUGUGGGAACUUGCGGCUUCAGGAACGCAUGUGCAGAGCGUGGCCCGCCCCAUGCACCUGUGCCUAAACCAGCAGCACAACGUCACGGCUUCAGUCACGGUCUCUCCGACUGUGUUGGACCCAGGAAACAACAGUUCAACGCUGGGCGCCGUGCUGAAGGUCAUCAACAGCGCGCGGGAGUACCUGGACAUAUCCGUCAGGGACUACCUGCCUUCUUCACGCACAGACGGCCUUAGUUACUGGCCGGUACUUCAGGAGGCGUUGAGCAGAGCUACACUAUCACGGGCGAUACAAGUGCGCCUCCUUGUGAGCGCAUGGAAAAACACACCUCCGGACAUGUUCGGCUAUCUACAAUCCCUGUCAAACCUACAUGGGCUGGGCGGGGGUCACAUUCACGUGAAAUUGUUCAACAUUACUGGGUCUGAUGGCCAAACUCCCAGCGGCCCAAACAAUAGCAGAUAUGUGUAUUCUGAAGACAGCAUAUUUAUUGGGACGUCUGACUGGACCAAGGAUGACUUUGAGGAUAACAUUAGUUUUGGCUUGCUGCUUAAUCAUACUGCCUUGGGUUUCUAUGGUAACACAAAGUACAACAACAUCCACCAGCAACUGAAGGCUGUGUUUGAGAGAGACUGGAACUCUGACAGUGCGUACCCACUCUGACAGCUGAAUCAGAUGUAAUGUUACAUGUCAGUACAGGCACUGGCAGUGGUGUUGUCUACAAAUACUUCACAUUCAUUCAAAUCCCUUUGCAAGUUAUUUCACUUUAUUUAUCUAUCUUUAUUUGAU
Branchiostoma belcheri (Belcher's lancelet) is the source of this 1624-nucleotide messenger RNA. RefSeq names its product phospholipase D3-like. Lineage: Eukaryota; Metazoa; Chordata; Leptocardii; Amphioxiformes; Branchiostomatidae. Gene Ontology annotation, molecular function: catalytic activity. The record is from RefSeq and is a predicted model, not a curated record. The transcript has 8 exons. Bases 17 to 1498 code for a protein of 493 amino acids.